CCUGUGGCUGUGGCUGUGGCUGUGGCUUGUGAUUUUUUUUUUGCUGAUCUUUUCUUUUUUUCGUUUUUUGUUUUUCUCCGUUACCGUUUUUGUUUGUCUCUCUCGCCGGCUGGACUCGUGUCUGCGCCCCCUUGCAGCAUCACGCACUCUCCAUGCUCUAUUUGCUUUCCGCCGCUCGCUUGUCUCCCUCGCGGCGUGCGUUUUCACUGCUGCGCUGCAGUCGAACGGGAAAAAAAAAAGCAUAAUGAAUCAACCCAAUACAAACAUGAAGGUCGCUGUCGCCCUCCUUGCUCUCGCCGCUGUCGCCACCGCCAUCCCCCUCAACAUGGAGUUUGAGGCGUGGAAGCGCACUUUUGGCAAGUCUUACUCUGACGCUGUCGAGGAGAUCAACCGCCGUGCCGUCUGGGAGGCCAACAAGAUGCUUGUUGACGCCCACAACGGUGCUGGCAUCCACUCGUACACUCUUGGCAUGAACAUCUUCGCUGACCUCACCCACGAGGAGUUCAAGCGCUUCUACCUCGGCACCAAGGUCGACCUCAACCGCCCCCGCUCCAACUUCUCGUCCACCUUCAUCCCCACUGCCAACGUCGGUGCCCUCCCCGACUCUGUUGACUGGCGCACUGCUGGCAUCGUCACCCCCGUCAAGGACCAGGGCCAGUGCGGCUCCUGCUGGUCGUUCUCCACCACCGGCUCCGUCGAGGGCCAGCACGCCCGCAAGACUGGCCAGCUCGUCUCGCUCUCUGAGCAGAACCUCGUUGACUGCUCCAAGGCUCAGGGCAACCAGGGCUGCAACGGUGGUCUGAUGGACGAUGCUUUCCAGUACAUCAUCACCAACAAGGGCAUUGACACUGAGGCCUCGUACCCCUACACUGCCAAGGACGGCACUUGCAAGUUCAACGCUGCCAACGUCGGUGCUACCCUCUCCUCCUUCCAGGACAUCACCCGCGGCUCUGAGUCUGACCUCCAGAACGCUGUUGCCACCGUCGGCCCCGUCUCGGUCGCCAUCGAUGCCUCCAAGAACUCGUUCCAGCUCUACACCUCUGGCGUCUACAACGAGAAGAAGUGCUCGUCCACCUCCCUCGACCACGGUGUCCUCGCUGCCGGCUAUGGCACCUCCAACGGCACCCCCUACUGGCUCGUCAAGAACUCCUGGGGCUCGUCCUGGGGCCAGGCUGGCUACAUCUGGAUGUCCCGCAACGCCAACAACCAGUGCGGCAUUGCCACCUCCGCCUCGUACCCCAUCGUCUAAGCGUUGUUCCAUCGCUUAUUCGGCAAGCACUCGUUAGUUGAGUUUUUGCUUGUUUCUCUUUUUGCUCUGGAGAUGACGAACUGGCUGUCUUUGUCUGUUUUGUUGUUUUUUUUUUGAUGCAAAUAGAGUACUUUUUUUCAAA
Capsaspora owczarzaki ATCC 30864 is the source of this 1391-nucleotide messenger RNA. RefSeq names its product cathepsin L2. Gene Ontology annotation, molecular function: cysteine-type endopeptidase activity. The coding region runs from base 245 to 1249 and encodes 334 amino acids. The record is from RefSeq and is a predicted model, not a curated record. Lineage: Eukaryota; Filasterea; Ministeriida; Capsasporidae. Gene Ontology annotation, cellular component: lysosome. The transcript is spliced from 2 exons.